This is a messenger RNA of Aureobasidium musti, 1200 nucleotides long. The record is from the annotation of a GenBank genome assembly. NCBI's taxonomy places the organism in Eukaryota, Fungi, Ascomycota, Dothideomycetes, Dothideales, Saccotheciaceae.
GACCAUGAGUGUGAGUGUCGAAGAGAGGAGCGAGUCGAUGGGUGGUCAAAGUUGACGUGGUCACAGCACGGUGUGCCCCGCGUCGCAGUCAGCGAGAAGACGGACGCCUCACGCAAGAAGGAGCUCAAGCAGAUUGAAGCAUACAAAGCCCUGGUCGACAAUGUCCAGGCAAAGGCACACGAAUACACGGCCGAAACGCUCAGCUUGACGUCCGCUCUGCUCACUCAAAAUCCCGAAUACUACACCAUCUGGAACCACCGCCGCCUCGUCCUCCAACAUGUCUUUGCCAAAGAGAUAGACUCUCCACCAGCUGAAGACGCCGAGUCGAAACCUGCACCAGGCCUGACUCCGGCCCAACAUGAGAUCACUCUAUUGAUUCGCGAGGACCUGGCAUUCCUGCUGCCUCUGCUCAAGCAAUUCCCCAAAUGCUACUGGGUCUGGAACCACCGCGCAUGGCUGUUGCAGCAAGCCUCAAAGUACCUCCCAGUCACGUCGGCCAAACGUCUGUGGCAAGAAGAGAUGGUUCUUGACAGCAAAAUGCUCUCCUACGACUCGCGCAACUUCCACGGCUGGAGCUAUCGCAGAGAAGUCGUCAAGUCUAUCGAGCACCUCUCGACUCUAGAGCAACAAGAAAAGACACAAGCCGACAAAAAUCAGAAAUCAGAAGAGUCCAUGACCGAGUCCGAGUUUGCAUACACCACCAAGAUGAUCAAGACAAAUCUAUCAAACUUCUCUGCCUGGCACAACAGACUGCAACUUAUACCCAAGCUCUUGAAAGAGAGAAACGCCGAUAAUGCUGCUCGCAGANAGCUACUUGAUGACGAGUUCGAACUCAUCAUCACUGCUCUCUACACAGACCCCUACGACCAGAGUCUGUGGUUCUACCACAACUACCUCAUGACAAAUCUGUCGCCCAAAACCUCCUCAGACCUCAGGAUCGUCCCUGACUUGACAAAUCAAGAUCGUAUCGAGUACUUUGAUACACAAUUCGAUUUGCUGAAGGACAUGCUCGAAGACACCAAGGACUGCAAAUGGAUAUACCUAGCGUUGGUAACAUAUACUCCUGAGUACCUCGAAAUCGACGCUGGCAACAAGAAAAUCACCACACUCGAGUUGACAGCAUGGCUAGAUCAACUCGAACAGCUCGAUCCCUUACGCAAGGGCAGAUGGGUGGAUUUGAGAAAGUCUUUGAAUCUAUAA